Haliotis rufescens (red abalone) is the source of this 3834-nucleotide messenger RNA. Its product is annotated as mucosa-associated lymphoid tissue lymphoma translocation protein 1 homolog. The transcript has 17 exons. The coding region runs from base 168 to 2582 and encodes 804 amino acids. NCBI's taxonomy places the organism in Eukaryota, Metazoa, Mollusca, Gastropoda, Lepetellida, Haliotidae. The record is from RefSeq and is a predicted model, not a curated record. Gene Ontology annotation, biological process: proteolysis. Gene Ontology annotation, molecular function: cysteine-type endopeptidase activity.
GUCAUUUACUUCCUGGUAGUACCCCAAAACGUGUUGCGAUUCUUAUGUGAUGACAUACCUUUGAUGGAUACUUGUUGUAAACAAUCUGGUUGGAAGUGAUCUAAUAGCAUCUGUCUGUAACAGAUAUGUCAUAAUAAUAUCUGCUAGAUCUAUAAUAAAGCUACAAGAUGACACUUCGCGUCCCGGCUAACGACAAUAUCGGCAGCCUCAAUGGGAAGGUGAUGCUGCAACUUCGUGAUGACCUUGACACCGCCCCUGAAUCACAGAACUGGAGGGCCUUAGCGGCAAUACUCAGGAAGCCCUAUGUUUUCAAUCAGUCAGAGAUUGAGAGGUUUGCCAUGCAGAUCUACAGCAAUGGAAGCCCAUCCACCCAGUUGUUGUUAUCCCUUGGAGCACGCGGAAUGAAAGUCACGGAGCUUGUGCACUAUCUGGAUCAGCUCAAACUUGAGAAGAUUCUCAGGGAGUUCAAAAACUAUGAACCCAUAGAGAUCCAGGAUCAGCCAGAGAGCCAGCUGAAGCUGUAUGGUGGUGAGAAGCUGGUUCUGCGGGUCAGAGCUACCGGCUUUCCUUACCCCCGGUACCAGUGGUUUAAUGGAGACUCCAUCAUCAACGGAGCCACAGAGAGCACGUUCACAAUCAACAAUGUCCAAGAGCAGGACAGUGGGGAGUAUAUUUGCCGCCUUCACAACAGUGCAGACAAGAGUCAAGUCAAAUUUUCGGAUUAUGCCAGUAUCGAAGUUUAUACAAAAAGUCCAGUGCUGGAACAAACAGACAUUCCCAUGGGCAAAGGCCAUCACCAUCAGCCAGCAGUCCACGCAGCAGAAGAGCAGUGUCUUCUUCCAGUGAUAACCGGUCACCCAAGGGACAGCUAUAUCUUCAACGGCCAUUCCUUCUUUCUGCUGUGUGAAGCCAAGGGGAGACAACCAAUGCGCUACAGAUGGUUUAAAGAAGACCUGUUCUACAAAGAAUCUCUAUGCCCCUAUUUCCAGGUUGAAAGUGCUACUCCUCGUGACAGUGGGAGGUACAAGUGCCAAGUGAUUAACGACUUCGGUGAAGCAAUCAGCAUUCCUGCUGUCAUAACGGUGGCAAAUGAACCCCAGCCCCAUGCGGGAUCCCUUCCCCAGAUCAUCCAGCAGCCGGUCAGCUGUCAGGCCGUCUGUGGCGGUGUUGCCAUGUUUGUCUGCGAGGGCUGUGGACAACGACCUUUACAGUAUCAGUGGUUUCAGGAUGGCCUCCCCAUCCCAGGGGCAACAGCACCACAGCUGGCUCUCCCCCACGUGCAGCAGGAAGCGGUGCUGCACUGCCAGGUGUCCAACAGAUGGGGGCUGACCUGCUCCAACACAGUCUUCCUCAGAAUCACGUCCCCGUUGCCACACACGGUCGGGGGAUACACCGCCACAGACAAAGUAGCUCUUCUCAUAGGGAACUACAACUACCGGUGUGAAAUUAGUCUCAAAGCUCCAAAAACAGACAUUCAGAUCUUGACCGAUAUCUUCCGGAGACUUGAUUUCAAGGUCGUAUCCUUGUUGAACUUGACCUUGACUGAGAUGAAGGCAGCUGUUGAUGCAUUCUGUGAACUUCUGGGCGAUGGGGUGUACAGUGUGUUUUAUUUCUGUGGCCAUGGGUUUGAGGAGAAGGGUCACUGCUACUUCGUGCCAGAGGAUGCUCAGACUGAUUUCAAGGAAACCGAUUGUCUCAGUGCCGACUCUGUGUUGGACUCCAUGCAGCGGAAGAAGCCUCGGAUCUGCACCAUGAUCCUGGACAUCUGCAGGAAGAGAAACAAGAAUGGGCCACCAGUGGAGGAAAACGUUCGUGUAGCCCCAAGGGCCAACUCCGAAGGAAAUUCCUGCAUUUGUUAUGCAACGUGUGCUGGCUUGGCAGCCUACGAGAUCGGGGAAUCUGGCAUCCUGGUGAAACACCUGCAGAAGUACCUCAGUCUGCCCAUGAAGAUAGAGGACGUCUUCUCCUGCAUGAGACAUGACAUAGGGGAGGAACAGCUGGUUAUUGGAAAACAGAUUCCUGAAGUUAUCACGAACAUCCUCCAGCCAGGACGCUCCUUCACUGACCGAAUUCAGUAUCGCAAUGGCUGGACUGAGGCCUUCAACAGGCGCCAAGUGGCCUGGGAACAGGCCCACAAGGAGCCGACUUCUCAGACCAUCGUGGCCAGCAAGGAGCUGGGGAUCGUCCUAGAGCUGGAGUUUCAGUCUAUCUUCUCUAAUGUCCUCCAUGUGUUCGUCACCGUCAAGGACAAGGGCCAGACUGAUGAGUGCACCGCCUGGAUUUCUCGGAUCCCAACAACUGUCUCAAUUGCUGAACAGCCUACAAUUGUGACUGAGGGGAAGACACGCAACUCGAUACAGGACAUACAGAAACUGAAGAAUGACCUUGACAUCACACUAUCCGUCAAGUACCACGUAAGGUCUGAGGCACCCCAGAUCCUGUACCCCGACAAGGUGAACUUGGGCAUGCCACUGGUGGCUCAGCUCAAACUAUGGGAGCCCAGAAGUGCCAAGUCGUCUCUCAGAGAGCCAACAGAACAGACUGAGGAGGUGGAUGCAACCAGUGGAACUCACUCAAUGUAACUGCAUGAUGGUACAUACAUGUUGCUGUAGUCAUGGACAUUGACAAGUGGCCGUCUUCACACAAGUAGCAAUGGACAUGUAUUGACGAUACUAUUUGUGUCUACUUCAGACAAGGGGUGACGGAACUGGAUGGUUCUAUCUUGGCAAAUGUUGGUUCAGCCAUAUGGUUCAUCUUCUUUCUGUGUUUGGGCGUUUGAAAUUAGAAGAUUUCUGGGUGUUUUUCUACCAUCUGACAGUCCUAUUACGUAUAUUCCAGAUGACACUUGAUGUUUUUUAGUGAAAUGUCUGUGGGCAAUAUCCUAUAGCAUACAGGUCUGGUUUUGAUAAGUAACAAAACUGGUCAUUAUUAAAUAUGACAUGCCUUUAUGAAUAAAUUGGCCUAGGACUUGUUUCAAAACAAUAACUUGUACAAAUACUAACAGAAUUAGACACUAUUAAUUUGGUAAUAUGUCAAUAUCAAUACAGAUUAGUGUAUUUCCUAGCAAAUCAUGGACUAUUAAGAUGAGUGAGUGAGAGUAUGGUUUUAUGCCGCUUUUAGCAAUAUUCCAGCAAUAUCAUGGCGGGGAAAACCAGAGACUAUUAAAACGAUAAUACAUGACAAUUACAGCAAACAUGUAAAGAUAAAACAAGUUGUCAUUGUCAAUAGUAUUCACUUUUGACACUAUCCCAAACAGGAAAGAAAUGAGGUUUUCCUGCCUUGUGCAUGAGGUACGGGUAGCAAGACACUAUUACUUGCACAGCUAAUUUUUGAAAGUUGACAGUCAAGUGUACUUCACAUGAAAAUCUUGAGAUUCUUUUUAAGUGUGAUGACAGCCAAAAAUACCUGAUUUAUGGCAACGAUGAAAUAGAGGUAGGGUAUUCACAAGAAUUAUAUGUGUAGUACCUAAACUGGUCACAAGGGAAAAUGUUAUGUAACUGACAUGGAUUCAUUGUUCCCAUAUUCGUUUCCAUCAGCAUUGGUCAAAGAUCAUAUGACAAGAACGAGAAAGGGCCUGAGACUUUCUUUUGAUGAUAGUCUAAACAACCAACUGCUUCUUUAAAUAGAAACAAAAUUUUGUGAUGAACAAAACAUGUGAGUAUAAAAGUAGGUGAGUUGCAUCAGAACAUCAGACCGGUCACAUAUCAAUACAGGGGCCAUCACAUGAUGGUGUCGUCGUUCACACAAUCAAGCCAGUUGAGCACAGAUCCAAAAGGAUUCCCGAGUCAUUAUGAUUUUCUUCUCAACUUCCAGCUAAUAAAUUUAAAACCUUAA